Diuraphis noxia (Russian wheat aphid) is the source of this 3554-nucleotide messenger RNA. Its product is annotated as tetratricopeptide repeat protein 39B-like. The record is from RefSeq and is a predicted model, not a curated record. Lineage: Eukaryota; Metazoa; Arthropoda; Insecta; Hemiptera; Aphididae. Gene Ontology annotation, molecular function: protein binding.
GGUACUUGGUCCUCAGACGUCAGUUGCAGUUUGCCGGGUCACGCGCACGACUGCGCCGCUUCGCCGUCCGGUCGCUUUUCGUUUGAAUAUUAUAUUUUGUAUUGUACAACACACCGAUUUGUUAUCGUUUGGUUUUCUACACAACACCAGCUGCAGAGAAUCUGGCGGCAUUUUUAGCGAUUCCGUCGUCAAAAAUCCUGUCCAAGACUACGUGUACCUGUAACCUAGCCUAUACCUACUCUGUAAUAUCGUUAAAAUUUUCAUAAAUUUUCCCGCCGGACUGUAUCAUAAUAACGUUGUCUGCAAUUUUCCGCGUUCUGCAGCAUUUCCCGCAACACACUUUGUCCGUCGAGAUGGGUGACUGCGGCGAUGCCGAGGAUGAGUUUGAAGACGCUCUGGAGGUGAUUCCGGCGCACUGUAAAAUGGACUUGAAUACUGCUUUAUCGGAUUCCAAAAUUGCUAUACAUUUGUUUUUCAACAAUAAAUUUGACGAUGCUCAACAUAUAUUAGAACCAUGGGUUGGAACGAGUAUGUACCACACCAUUGGGAGAUCGAUUUUUCUGUUUCUAGAAGCUUUACUCACAUUUGAACAGUCGAGCAUACAGAAAGCUUCUGCGGCGCUGAAAUCCAGUAUCCGUUUGUGCAAUUCGUAUCGCAGAAAAACCACUCUGACGCAGUCCAUCGGGAACAUAAUGAAAAAGCCUAACUACGACUCGUAUACGCCAGACGAGUUGCACGCUGAACUGUGUUUCGCCGAAGCACUGUUACUCAAAGCACUGUUGACAUUCAUCGAGGAUGAGACGUUAGUCAGUUUCAUCCGCGCUGGCAUUAAAAUACGAUCUUGCUACAAUUCGUACAAAGAAUGUAACGUCAUACUUACCUCACGUGAGUGGUCCGAAAACGAGAAGUCUUACAAAGAGCAUUUCGAGAGCGGUGUGCGCUUAGGUAUUGGGGCUUUUAAUCUGAUGAUAUCGUUACUGCCAUCGAAAAUAAUCAAACUACUGGAAUUCAUCGGGUUUUCCGGGAGCAAAGAACAGGGUCUCGGCGAACUUGAAUUGUGUUACCAGGUACCACAUGGACUGCGUCACGUUCUAUGUGUGUUGACUAUGCUCACAUACCACCUAGUCGUAGUAUAUGUUUUCAGUCAAGAAGAGGGCGACUUAGAGUUUUGUGACACAGCACUGCGCCAACAGCUGACGCUGUAUCCCAACGGCGCGUGGUUCUUAUACUUCAAAGGACGCCUGGAGUUUAUGCGAGGUGACGUAGACGACGCGAUCAAGUGGUACACGGCUUCGGUGGAGUCGCAAGACUCGUGGCCGCAAUUCCAUCACAUAUGCUACUGGGAACUAUGCUGGGCCAAUUGCGUUGCUUUAAACUGGAAACGGGCAGAAAUUUACGCAGGCAAAUUGGCCGAGCAGAGCAAGUGGUCACGCACUACAUACAACUACCAGCGCGCGUGCAUCAUGCUCAUGCGAGGAUACAAUUGUCUGUCCCGCGACGAGCUCAAUGUGGUCAACCAGCUAAUGGCUGACGUGCCCAAAUACAAACAGAGAAUCGCUGGAAAAUCRUUACCAAUGGAAAAAUUUGCUGUGAAGAGAUCUCAAAGGUUUACCAAUCAGAAYAACCGAUUGUUCAUGCCCGCCAUUGAAUUGCUGUACUUGUGGAACUUGUUCAAAGUGUUCGGAAAACGCAAGACAUUGUGCGACAAUCUAUACAGACUCAUUGACAAAAACACAAAGGACCUUGAAAAAAAUCCUGCUAAUACUGAUAUUCAACGAGCAUCCAUUAUAAAUGAUUUAAAAAAUUACUCCGGUUAUUCGCUGGAAACAAGACUGCAUUUUCAAAUUCAUUGCGCUUGGACCACGCUGAACGAGCGCAAAGCCAAAACCUCAACGGACCACGACGAUCUCGCACCUGACAGUCAAGUCGACGACAACCAAAGAGAAAACCAUAGAUUUACAUCUACCUAAUAUAUAUUAUAUAUAUAAUUAUUAUUGUCGACAGUCUCGGCCAAAGUUCAUAUUUUAGUUAGGUUGCGUUGUUCGACAUAUUGUUAUUUUAAAAUAAAAUAGGUGAUAGUCGUGAUACAUAGUCCCAUGACGCCAGUCGUGUUUAGCAUGYGGUUAGUUGUUCAUCUUCAUUUUAUUUUAUUAUAUUUCUGAUAAUUGAUAAUUUCCAUAUAAUAUGAAAAAGAAAAGACUUUAAUCGAUACAUUCCCGUACGAAACUCCUAGACCAAAUCCAUGGACCUUCUCCCUCGUCAACACCAACAAAUCGUUAACGUCAUUGCGGUGACGUCAAACAGUAGGUUAAUUAGGUAGUUAUAUAUUUUUUUWAUAGUUUUCAGCACAUUAGUUCCAUUUUUCGUACUGCAGCUAUAGAUUUUUUACUUUGCUUGAAUUCAAUUUCAACUAAACAACUAAACUAUAUUUACAUAAUAAUAUUACAUACCUAAUACCCAUCUAUAAAUUACGGUCUAUUUAAUGUGACACUUAUCGACUGCUAUUAUGAUACUACAAUUCGAUGACAAAAACGCCACAAGUCAUAGCGUAAUUUUCAUUAUAUUUUCAUUUUGCUAAUAAACUMGAACUUUAUUUAUUCGUAAGUUGUAUUCUUCGAAGAAAAGAUAAAAAAAACACGUACAAUUGCCAACGUACAAUAUAAAACGUGCUCGUGAGCGUUAUUUGCAUUGCAUAACAGUUAUAACAGACCAUAAAUGAAUAUUUUAGAUACAGUCUUUAUAUUUUACCGGUUUGUUAAUGAAGUUAGUUAACGCAUUUAUAACAAAAAUAACAGCAUUUAAAUCGUGGUUUUAGAAAUUAUUUUUAAUGAUCGUUUCUAUUGGAUUUCAAUUCUUUUUAGCUAGGAAUAUAUUAUUAUAAUUUAUUAAAUUUAUUGAAAAUUGAAAAAAAAUUAAUUAUCUUUUAAAAAUCAAAAAAUCUAAAAACUAUAACCCUGUCUUUAUUGCUUACAUUACUCCUGCUGAGACCUAUUUGGUCUAACGCAUCGAACUAUAUGGGAUGCAGCCAAUGUUUCUAAUAUAAAAUGUAUCCAGAGAUUCAUUCCAAUCCAAAACCCUCAAAAUUAUAAUUAAAUCUCAAUUCUACGUAUUUUUUUCUUUACAUGAAUUUUAAAAUACACUGCACUGUCAAAAAUCUUUCUWAUAAGAGCUUCAUUGCCUAAUUACCCAACCUCAACUCUCUUAACAUCCAAAGCAAAAUUAAACUUUCGAUCGUAUUUCGUAUCAGAAGAUUGGAGAAUAAAAGAAAGGAAUUGAAUCCAUUGUUAAAACAUAAAAAAAGUAUGCAUCACCAAAAAUGCGAAUGCAAUUAUUCAACUGGGUGGGUUAGAAUGUUAGAUAUAUUAUGUGAAAGUAAACAUCACUAAAGUGAUAUUAGUUGCACAUUAUUCGAAAUAUUAUUUUUUAGAUUUAUAGAUGUUAUAUUGAUUGUCAUGGUUGGUGUUGGUAAGGGGAAGACCACCGAUUUCAAAAAUUAAUUUACUUAUUUUAAAUAUUGUUGUUAUUGUUGUUUAGCACCAUUUAGACAAACUAUA